AUCGUGGGAUACCUGGCGUUUGAUUCGACGGGUUCACUGCUCUGCACCGCAUGCUCGCAGGGUCAUGCCUUCCACGUUUUCCGUAUCUCUAACCAUCCUCGUGAUCCGCGUGAGAGCGCUGUGCAUCAUCUCUACACCCUUAACCGCGGCUCCACACCUUGCGAGGUGAUUGAUGCGUGCUUCUCGCCAGAUUCGCGAUGGCUCGCAGUCAGUAGUAACCACGGCACCACCCACGUCUUUCCCAUUACUCCCUACGGCGGUCCCAUCACUGUGCGGACGCACAAACGCUCUCGGGUGGUAAAUCGGACCUCGAGGUACCAUAGAUCUUCAGGGCUGGAAGAGCAUCAUCUCACGCGACCUCAGCCGUCGCGUGGCUUGGAGCCCGUCUCCUCCUCCUCCUCUGCCUCGGUUUCUGCUGCCGCUGUCUCCUCAGUCUCCUCCGCCUCUGCUUCUGUGGGGAGUGAUUUGAAUUGGGGUAGCACAGGGUGUCGAUCGGCAGGAGCAGCUACCACUUUGGGCGUGUCCGACAAUAUGGCAACUUGUGGUCGAUUUGGAGGUGUUGAUAAUGCCACCAGUCCUAGAGAGUCGCCGAUCAAGGGUAAAAUCUAG
Hydatigera taeniaeformis is the source of this 609-nucleotide messenger RNA. NCBI's taxonomy places the organism in Eukaryota, Metazoa, Platyhelminthes, Cestoda, Cyclophyllidea, Taeniidae. The record is from the annotation of a GenBank genome assembly.